UGCAAAACGGGCGACGCGACUUCUUAUUACGGUCCCCGUUUUCGUUUCUCGCCCGGCUCCCAAAUAGAAUUCCACGGCCUCUUCCAGAUCCGAGCGAAGCUCCGCAAACCCUAGCCAUGGCGAACUCGAGAUUAGGGUUUCUCCUCUCCCUUCUUAUCGUCUCUGUUCUCAUCGCUUUGCCGGCGCUCGCGAGCUCCGACGCGCCAUUCAUGGUGGCCCACAAGAAGGUCAGCCUCUCCCGUCUCAAGAGCGGUGUGGAGCGGGUCUCCGUCUCGAUCGACCUCUACAACGAAGGAUCUGCGACUGCUUAUGAUGUGAGCCUUAGCGAUGAUAGUUGGUCUGACGAUAUGUUUGCACUUGUCUCUGGAAACAUGUCAAGGACAUGGGAAAGGCUUGAUGCUGGUUCCACUGCCUCUCACUUAUUUGUUUUGGAGUCUAAAGUCAAGGGCAUGUUCCACGGUUCUCCUGCUGUCAUUAAAUUUCGUGUACCCACAAAGGCUGCCUUGCAGGAGGCUUAUUCUACCCCCAUUCUGCCAUUAGACAUUCUUGCUGACAGGCCUCCUGAAAAGAAGUUUGAAUGGGCAAAGAGGCUGGCCGCGAAGUAUGGAUCACUUGUAUCAGUUCUGUUGUUGGUGGCACUGUUCAUCUAUUUGAUUGCAACCCCAUCAAAAUCCAGCGCUGCAAAAGCAAGCAAGAAGAGACGCUGAUUCAAAAAUUAUGGUCUUCUUGACCAGUUUUGUUUAGAAACUGGAAUUUGUAGUCUGAGAUAAGAUUUUUCAUAUACUUAAAUGUUGUCUUGUUUAAUUGCUAGGAGCAGUGGGAAACUACAUCGGUUUAUUAUCGUUGUUCACGUACUUCAGUUGUAGAUUACCAACUUAAAAGAAUAGAGAGCUUUAACUUAAAUAUGUUUUGAGCUCAA
This is a messenger RNA of Elaeis guineensis (African oil palm), 919 nucleotides long. RefSeq lists its product as uncharacterized. Lineage: Eukaryota; Viridiplantae; Streptophyta; Magnoliopsida; Arecales; Arecaceae. The record is from RefSeq and is a predicted model, not a curated record. Gene Ontology annotation, cellular component: endoplasmic reticulum.